Messenger RNA from Blumeria graminis f. sp. triticale, 144 nucleotides. Lineage: Eukaryota; Fungi; Ascomycota; Leotiomycetes; Helotiales; Erysiphaceae. The record is from the annotation of a GenBank genome assembly.
AUGAUUGGAAUUUUUCCCAUGGAUACCCCGAAUAUUUUCAUGAACUUAAUUACAAUAUCAACGGAGAUAAAUGGUUCUAUCCUAUUGACGACAACCAUGUCGAUUUUGUCGUAUUCACAGAAACCGGGCGAGUUGUGGGCGUAG